AUUCGUGUUAAAGGUACAUCUGUUAUAAUGUAGAUUUAAUCCUUUUUAAUGUAUUUUUCGAUAUGUUAGACUAAAAACAUUCUAUUUAAAAAGCUAGUACUUAUGAAUCACUACGUAUAGUUAACAAUCAUUGCCCUAAACAUGUAAUUGUCGUGUAAAGAAGUGCCCUACAUUUCACACAUUUUUCUCAAAUGGAAGAAAGUUGUGUAGUAAUAACCCCUGUUUCUCUAAAGGAAGUGACUUGAUUAUUCUUUUGUGAUGGAAAACAUAUAUUAUUCCGGCUAUAUGAUAAUUCAGUGAAAAACUGUUGUUAUGUAUACUUUGGUGGAGGUAGCACUCAGCAUUGGAGUGCUCGCCACUCUUGUUACCGCUCUUACAGUCUGUGUAUGUGGCUGCAAAAAUAACAACCAAAAAAGUGAGUUGGUUGGUACAGCUGGUGUGGUCAAAAUCCGUUUAGAUGAGGAGGUACCAUCUCCGACACCUACCACCCCCGCCUCCAUUAAGCGGGCGUCAACUCAAAACAGUCAGAGAAGUCUCCCAGAGAUACCACAUCCUGUUGGUAGACAUGACAGCGGAGACACGGCCUCAGAAAUAUAUGCGACUGUCAAUUUGGAUGAAGGAAAUAAAGCGGUGGCGGCGUCCUCGAGUCGAGACCACUCGUACGAGCACGCGUACGCUAAACUGCAGAACGAAAGCCAUAAUGUGACCGUUGAAAUAACGCCCGAUGAAAGAUCAGAUGUGAUAGAAGUUGAAGAAAGAGAUGCUGGGACCUCAGCCUCCGAGGGCGUGUUAAUAUCAGCGUCUGUGGCUAUCAGCGGUCAGCUCCCGUCAAGUCAGGAGCUGCCAUACAUAACACCGCCGUCUCCGCGACCUGAACAACACUUCAGCGGCGACUCCACAGACUCUGCCAAGGGAUACACCAGUAUAUCGGUCCGUGAGCCGCUCAGUAACAUUCGAGCGGCGAACAAACACACACACGCACACUACGCCACCGUCUCAGACGACUCAGACGAAAUGUACGCGGCCAUAGAGGAGGCCAGUGUGGGCGAGGGUUCAGACACGUACGCUCAGAUAUCGACUGAACCACGACGACAGACGAAUGAGGUCAACGACCCGGGCACGAAACAACUCACUAACAACACGCUACAAGCUGAACAGAGCACACAUCAUGCGAGGCGAAGCGCUCCACCUGAGAUCGGCGCGUCCGUCUCAAACGCAACGCAACAUUCCAGGCAAGCCUCAAUGUCUUCAUGUUCCAAUUCCACGGGGGCUCUGGGUUCCCCUAAACCUGAGAAGCGCCAGGCGAACUCCCCGCUCCCCCCACCCCCGGCACACGCGCCACACCCCUCCCCACACCCGCCCCCGACCGCACCCCUCUCUGCACCCCCCGGAGACGUUCUGGCCAUGAGACACCAGCGGAUAUCGAGCACAGGUGAUCUACACUUCAACCAUGAUAAAUUACGGCGGAGCCUCAACGAGAAGCAUCAAAGAAAUAACAGCUGUGUCAGCUCGUCCGACUUCUACGGCUGUAACUAUCCCGUGGAGAAACACAGGUUCAGUUCAGGAGAUCUCAUACGGCCUCUGGUGGCCAAAGAACUGAACUUCGACAUCGACCAGAAAGAAAACCCGCCGGAUAAUCUAUACAACUCCAUAGACGGUCCGGGAUAUAGUGACUACUCGUCCACGGACGCCAACACGAGCAUACAGUCAGAGCACAGGAUCACAGAGAGCCCUUCGAGGAAUGUAGAAGAAAUGUACGCUAAAGUUAUGAAGAAGGUGAAGACGAAAGAGGAGAGAAGGUCCAAGGACAUCUCGAAUAACGACGAAAAUACUGGACCGAAGUACAGAGGAGACGACCCCGGAUACGAAACUAUUGACCGCAAACAAUCCAAUCACGGCUAUGAAACCAUAGAGAGGAACGAGCAGAAAGGAUCCAACCAGGAUCCGGGAUACGAAACAGUCAAGGACAUCAAUAAAUCCAACCUCACAACAUUCACAAACAAUAACUUGUCAAAGUUAAACCAUCUGUCCGUGGACAGCGGGCCCAACAGCAUAAUCAGCAGCGACGCGGGCUAUGAACUAAUCGCGAAAGCGGACGCUAACGCCUCUGAUUCAGAUCCAAAUUACGAAGUUCUACGAAAUCAACCUCCGACCCCUCCGUACGCCACCAUCGCGCCAAACUAUAAAGUACAGCCGACCUACUCCACUGUGAAUAAACGACCGGUUAAAUAUAACAACUGGACCAACAACAACGAAGAGGCCAUGUUGGAACCGAACUACGAGUCGAUGACCAACGAUCCGUUCUACACGACCGGCAGCGAGUCGGAUCCGAAUUACGAAUCCGUCCGUCCGAAGGAACCCAACUACGAGUCGCUGAGAUGCAAAGAUCCGAAAUACGAAUCCGUCCGCUCGAAGGAUUCCAAAUACGACUCGGUGAGAUCCAAGAAAGAUCCCAACUACGAGAGCGUCAAGUACUUCGAGCUAUCCAACAGAGACGAAGCCUCGGGCGUCGACCGCUCCGACUCCACCGCCGGUUACGAGAAAAUCAAUGUCCAAAAAGACGCCAAGAACAGUAUUAACAACGGCACCGACUGCACUGUCAGUGAUUAUUUCCAAGUCUAACUAGCUUUAGGGCUUAUGACGUCACACGCGCCGGUGGCGCUGCGUCGGCGUACCGAGGAAUUACUUUGAGAUUAAGCGCUCCUUAUUAAUUUAUAAUAUGUUUUUUACGAAUAUACCUAACGCGUGUAUUACCUCAAAGAUGGAUAUAACGUAAUAUCUUCCUUAGGUAUCUGUGAUAUGUAUUUUGAGUACGAUAUUAAUUUACUCAAUUAAGUUAAGCUCGAUGUAUUUCAAUAUCUGACCGCGCGGAUUGAACGUUUGUAAUCUCUAUUCAUUAACGUGUUCAUUGUUUUUUUUUUUAUGCAUACAAUUAUUAUGAUACAUGUAAAAAGUUAGAUAUUACAUAUAGAAGACACAAAUGUAGGCGGAUUUUUUAAAGCAUGAUCGGAUUUUGUAUAAAAGUUACGUCAAAAAUUGUUUAGUUUAGCGCUUUAAAUAAUAUUAAUAAUUAAAACUAGUUGCUAGAACUAAUAUUAUGUAUUUAACAAUACUAAUUUAAAUCUGUUUUAUUGAAUUUAAUUUGUUUUGUAGAAAAACAUUGUGCAAAAUAUACAAGGCCUAUUCGUAAUGGGUGUUCGACUCGAUAGAAAUUUUAAAGUGAUUCCAAUAUUAUUAAAAGGGCAUUUAUAUUAAGUUAGCUGUUUUAAAUUUUCGAUAUGCAAUUUACAAAUGAGUAUUACGGCGAUUCUAAUAUAUUUUAUGUGCUUUAAUGUUGUUAUGUUGUUUUGUUGUGAAACAAAGUAUUUUAAAAUUAUUAUUAUUAUUAUUUUUUUUGUAAUAAUUAAGUUAUAUAAAAUGAAACAAAAUCAUCAUGUAAAAAUAUUUUAAGGUGACUUAUAAAAUAGUACCUGAAUCUUGUUUUAUAAUUUAUUAAAGAAAACCAGUUUAAAAAUACUUAAGUUAUUCAAUGUAGUCGUAUAAAUAAUACAAAUAAUACCAUCCGUAAUAUAUAUUUAAUACAACUGUCACAAUAACAUUGUCUUAUCUAGUGUCUUAUUUAGGUUUUAUAUGUACAAUGUGUAUGUCGGCCUUAUGUGGAUUCAGCAAUACUUAUUCAUGUUAUAUUAAAUUAGACUUACAAAAAAAUAUUGUUCAUGCUUACACUUAUAACAUUAUGUAUCGAAGCUUACUGAGUUAAAAUCAUCAGCUGUUAUAUUCAUUCAAAGCCAUAAUUGCAUAUAUUACUGCCUGUUGUAUGUAUCUCUUGACAGUGACUUACUAAAUAUAAUAUUUGCUUUCAAAUAGGAAUUUUCUACAAUCUUUCCGUUUCUUAAUAUUACCAAAACAAAUGUAAACAGUACUAUCUUAUAAUAAAAUAGAUUUUAAUCUUGGAAAGUAUGUUUUGAUACAAACAAUGUAUAAACCUUUCAUUCUUUUAAUUAUUGUAUACUUUUAUAUUUAUAUAAACCCAAUCAUUCCGUAUUUACUGUGGCUAUUUUUAUAUGUAAGGACAAAAUAAAGUAUGCCAUAUAUAUA
Danaus plexippus (monarch butterfly) is the source of this 4098-nucleotide messenger RNA. RefSeq lists its product as uncharacterized. NCBI's taxonomy places the organism in Eukaryota, Metazoa, Arthropoda, Insecta, Lepidoptera, Nymphalidae. The record is from RefSeq and is a predicted model, not a curated record. The coding region runs from base 313 to 2622 and encodes 769 amino acids. The transcript has 11 exons.